GUCUAGGUAGUCAACACACACAACCGACACAUUCAUACACACACACACCGUUUGAACAAAAAAAAAAUAUAGAGGAAAAUCGAAAAAAAAUAAUAAUCAAACGGCGAAUAAAAUCAUACCUGGUACCUGGUAUCUAGCUAAUCGCAGAGUUGCACCUGAAUCGCGUGCAACUUGGACGCCCAGACGCGUAGAACUGAUCCGUUGUCAGCACACCACCGCACCAGAGACUCCUUUGGAUCGCCCAGAAUACAAAAGUACAAGAGUACCAAAUUCGUAGGUUCAAAGUUCAAGGCGCCCGAAAGGACUGAGAGUGGACCCCCGGACCCAGCCGAGGGCCAGUCGGGCCCAAAGGUCGAGCGGCUAGCUGCAGUCGAGCCCCGGGUUCGAGCCACAGCGUCAACUGGUUCCAAUCCGGUUUCUUUUCCACUUUUGAUAGUUUUAUAUUCAGGAUGGUCAUCAAUCUGAAUCCGGCCACCUCGUCGAGCGCCAAUGCCAGCGGCAGCAGCGUGGGCGGCGGCAGCGGUGGCGGCAGCGGCGGCAGCAGCGGCGGCAGCAUUGGCAGCCAAAGCGGCAGCAUCAUCGGCGGAAACGGAAGCGGAGGCGGAAACGGAAGCGGAGGCGGAAACGGAAACGGCAGCGGCAACAGCACCGGAAACGGAAGUGGCGGCGGUGGCGCCACUAGCAACCUGAUGGGCAUCAUCAGCCACGCGGUUUUCGAGGGGAUCGUCUAUUUGCAUGUGGUAUGUGCGGGCGAGGCGAGCGCCAAGUGGAUCACCCUAGAGGAGGCGCUGGCCUACUGCCCCACCGGCGUGGUUGCCUACACGAAGCUGAAGGUCGCCGAGACCUAUGGCGUGCCGAUGGACAUUCUAUUCGAGUGAUGGCGAUGGGACCGGAGAUCAUGAUAGACUGGAAGUCUCCUGGGGGAUUCCCCUCUCGUUCGGAGGACUCUGAAUCUGACUUUUUGCCAUUGGGCAGUCGGCAUUUGAACUUUGGCACUGUUCGCAGCACCAAAUCAAUGGAAAUCAGUAUUCGGUUGCUUGCGUAGAGACUUCUACGCCCCGUCUAUGUACAUUUUUUCGUGCUUGUUUCCUCGCUCUACAACCACAAACCAAAUUUCUAGUUCUGGCGUUAUGCAAUUUUCCCGAAAAAAAAACAGCAAUUACCACAGAAAGUAUAGAAUACUAGCCGGGGAUAAAAGAUCCGAAAGAUGUUUUCACGUUCGGUUCAAUGAAGAAGAAAACUGGUUAAACUUUUUUGACUGCAGGACGACAUAUGUAUACCACAUAACUUUGGCACGGCUCCAGGAUAAUUCGUAACUUUUGCUCAUCAGAAAUGUAUGCUCGAAAAUGCUCGAAAUAAUCCAUAAAAAUCUCAAAUAAAUGAUUGUCAAAACUUA
Molecule: messenger RNA, 1396 nt
Organism: Drosophila takahashii
Lineage: Eukaryota; Metazoa; Arthropoda; Insecta; Diptera; Drosophilidae
Source: RefSeq, a predicted model, not a curated record